CCGUAGGCUUACAGUGUGUUCUGUUUUGUUGUGGAAUGACGUAGCAUGCCUAAUUUAAUCUUCCCAGCCAGCAGCCGAGACAACUUCCUCGUAUGGUAGGUAGUUUUAUUUUGGUCAGUCAGUGUGUCGAUUUCGGUCUGUGCUUUUAGAAUGUUGAGUCGACUCGGUGACCUGACAGGUGGAGACUGAGAAGCGCACAGGUGAACUGCCAUCGUUUACACGAUGAGCUACUACAGUGAUACGCCAAGUGUCGACGAUGAGUUGGAGUCGUUAGGAUGGUACCACUUUGACUUGUCCCGCCAUGCUGCUGAAGCUCUCCUCCUAUCCAAUGGGAAAGAUGGCAGCUAUCUCCUCCGAAACAGUCAUGAGGGUCCUGGCAGCUUUGCCCUCUCUGUCAGAGCCAAGGAUUCAGUUAAACAUUUCCAUGUGACACGGAAAAGCAGUGGAUACGCUUUUGGCUUCAAUGAGUUUGCGUCCCUCCAGGACUUUGUCAGCCAUUUUGCCAACCAGCCUCUGCUGGGCAGUGAGACAGGUACCCUCAUUGUCCUUAAAUACCCAUAUCCAUGGCAUGUAGAAGAACCGUCCAUCUACGAGUCUGUGCGGGUUCACACCGCCAUGCAGACAGGACGAACAGAGAGCGAUCUGGUGGCUAAUGCUCCAUCGUUUGGAACAAAGGAGGGCUAUCUGGUAAAGUUAGGAGCAGUCGUAAAGAACUGGAAGCAGAGGUGGUUCACAUUAAACAGAAAUGAGCUCAAAUACUUUAAGGACAAAAUGUUUGAUGAGCCUAUUCGCACCCUGGAUCUGACAGCAUGCUCUGCAGUCCAGUUUGACUACUCCAAGGACAGAGUCAACUGCUUCUGUUUGGUGUUCCCUGAGAGGACAUUUUAUCUGUGUGCCAAGAGUGGUGUGGAGGCAGAUGAGUGGAUCAAGAUAAUACGAUGGAAAAUGUCACACAUAAGAAAAGAAAGAUGACAACAUGAAGAGGAGGAGCCAAAAGAGGCAUUGAACAGUGAACUAAAUUACCCUAAGUCUGGUAACUUGUUAUCCUCAGAGAUCCUUUCUGCUCCACAGAUGACUGGCUGGUAACCUAAGACAAAAGACAAUGGGGCUCUUUGACCAUCGAAAAAUGACCAUGUAAUUUUCAGGACAUGCACAAUGUUUUGGAUCUAAUCAUAUUUUUUUGCGAUAGACUUGAGUUCCUCCAAGAAUUGUAUUUUCUCUAGAUUGAUAUCUUUCACUGGUUGACAUUCACUUUAUCUUAAUUUUACUUAACAAGAUGUAACAGUCAUACUGUGAAUAAAUAUUUAUUUUAAUAGAGAAAUGAGCAA
Oncorhynchus masou masou (cherry salmon) is the source of this 1328-nucleotide messenger RNA. RefSeq names its product dual adaptor of phosphotyrosine and 3-phosphoinositides (gene dapp1). The record is from RefSeq and is a predicted model, not a curated record. NCBI's taxonomy places the organism in Eukaryota, Metazoa, Chordata, Actinopteri, Salmoniformes, Salmonidae. The transcript has 9 exons. The coding region runs from base 223 to 972 and encodes 249 amino acids.